This is a messenger RNA of Ramularia collo-cygni, 651 nucleotides long. RefSeq names its product probable phosphoribosyltransferases. The record is from RefSeq and is a predicted model, not a curated record. The coding region runs from base 1 to 651 and encodes 216 amino acids. Gene Ontology annotation, biological process: hypoxanthine metabolic process; IMP salvage; GMP salvage. Gene Ontology annotation, cellular component: cytoplasm. Gene Ontology annotation, molecular function: hypoxanthine phosphoribosyltransferase activity. Lineage: Eukaryota; Fungi; Ascomycota; Dothideomycetes; Mycosphaerellales; Mycosphaerellaceae. The transcript has 5 exons.
AUGUCCGAAGUCGAGAAAGUCUACGUUACGUACAACCAUGUGCACAAGCUUUGUCAGAAUGCUGCUCCUCGCAUCCUUGCGGACUUCAAGCCCAGUCUGAUCAUUGCGAUUGGAGGUGGUGGAUAUGUACCGGCGCGCAUUCUCCGUUCGUUCCUCAAGGAAGGUCCGGGCAACCCAAACGUUCCCAUUCAGGCCAUCGGCCUCUCCCUCUACGAAUCUCUCGGUGGCGACGAGGUGGAGAAGCCCGGCACCAAAGUAACUCGGACUCAAUGGCUCGAUCUCAGCAGCUUGGAGAUGUCAAACCUCAUCGGCCGCAACGUGCUUAUCGUUGACGAGGUGGAUGAUACCCGGACAACUCUCGAGUACGCGGUGAAGGAGCUGCAGAAGGACGUCGAGACUGCAGCGAAGCAGCUGGGCCGAACCAGUGAGAGCACAAAAUUCUCCAUUUUCGUGCUACACAACAAAGACAAGAAGAAGCGCGGCACUCUGCCAAGUGACAUGAUGGAGGAGAACCGCUAUCUAGCCGCGCUGACCACCCAAGACGUGUGGAUCUGCUAUCCUUGGGAGGCUACCGACAUCGAUGAGCAUGACCGCUUGGCCGCCCAGCAGAAGGUUGCGGACGAGGGCAUUGGUGCCAACACCGUGCCGUGA